This is a messenger RNA of Melitaea cinxia (Glanville fritillary), 986 nucleotides long. Its product is annotated as multiple coagulation factor deficiency protein 2 homolog. Bases 139 to 813 code for a protein of 224 amino acids. NCBI's taxonomy places the organism in Eukaryota, Metazoa, Arthropoda, Insecta, Lepidoptera, Nymphalidae. Gene Ontology annotation, molecular function: calcium ion binding. The transcript has 7 exons. The record is from RefSeq and is a predicted model, not a curated record.
UUACCGUGACGUGUGACUCUCGACUUGUUUUUUGAAAACGUCCGCAAAACGCACAGCAUUUUAUUAAUUUUAUCAAUAUAUCAAUUCGAUAAGCUAAUUUAUCGUGACCGCAUGUCCACGUAGCUUAAAGGUGCAAAAAUGCUUCGUCUGUUAAUAUUAGCUGGGUUACUUCAAUGUACUAUUUCGCAACAGUACCAACAAAAAGUUGCGCCAGGUGUGCCUCCUCAGAACUAUCAGAAUUACCAGCCACCACCCCCACCUCAGCAGCCUCCACAACAACAAUACCAACAACAGCCCCCCCAACAACAAUAUCAACAGCCCCCUCAACAACAAUAUCAACAGCCCCCCCAACAACAAUAUCAACAGCAGGUGCCCGUACAACAGAUGCCAGUGCAGAACUCUCACGGACAUGGCCAUGGUGAUCCGCAAUUGUUAAAUGCCGCUAACAUUGCUCAAGAAAGGGAUCACAUCCAGGAGCACAUGGAAGUGCCUAUCGAUACGUCAAAGAUGUCAGAGCAGGAGUUACAGUUCCACUACUUCAAGAUGCACGACGCCGAUAACAACAAUAAGCUCGAUGGAUGCGAGCUUAUAAAGAGCUUAAUACAUUGGCACGAACAAGGCCAUAAUCAGCAACAACAACAACAACAACAGCAGGGUCAGCCCCCAGUGGGAGAGAAAAUAUUCAAAGACGACGAAUUAAUUAACUUAAUAGAUCCUAUAUUAAAUAUGGAUGAUCAUAAUCGCGACGGCUUUAUAGACUAUCCCGAAUUUAUUAGGGCACAGCAGAAGAACCAGAAUAAGGAAGGGAACUAGUGUUUUUUAGUAUGAUAUUUUUUUAUGUGGCAAUUUUGGUAUGACUCCAUCACUCACUAAAAUUUAAAUGAAGUUGAAAUUCUCGAUUGUAUCAAUCAAUAAUUAUACUUUGUGACUUCUUCAGUAUUGAAAUCUAUUAAAUAAUCUAAUAAUAAUUUGCCAGUUUCAUAUAA